AAAUCCGAUGCGCACCAUCCAAAGAUCACACAUCAGCUGUCCGAUGAAGUCCGCCUGACGAGAUAUAGCCAUAUCAUAAAGUGGCCAAAACCGAGUAGGAAUCACUAAAUCUAUCCAUCGGGAAGAACGUGGGGAAUCCACAGGAGCCCGCGGUCUCUUCCGGGGAUCGGGAAUGAUAUCAAGUUGCUCGUGUAGUUCGCCUUCCGGAAAAGUAGCAUGAGCUAUACCAAAUGCGUUGUAAAGCGGAUGAGAGCUGCGCCUGACCUUCGUAGUGUUAGCUCUGGUCGACAAUUGCAGAUAACUAUACUGGAGGCUGCUCCAAAGCGUGAGCCGAAACGGGAUCUAUGCUCUGAAUCUUGAUCACUCCACCAAACUUUUCACUUGCCUCCUACACUUUCGCAUCAUGUCUGGACUCACCGCAGCCGCCCUGCCGAUAGAUGGCCCCGCUACCGUAACAGAGGCAAGCUCGACUCCAACAGACAAGGCCGAACAGAUGGGCGAUGCUGCGACCUCGGUUGAUAUCAACAAGUACUUGACGCGAUCCGUGCACGACUUGCUCUCUUUGAAGGGCCGCACCAUCGUCAUCACAGGAGGUGCACGUGGACUUGGUCUCGCUUUCGCCUUUGCGGUGGCCGAAGUUGGCGGAAAUGUCGCAAUCCUUGAUGUCCUGGAUACGCCUCACGAGCACUACAAGCAGCUACAGGAGAGGUUUAACGUUAAGACCAAGCUCUACAAGACGGAUGUGACCAAGUACGAGGUGCUGCAGGAAACCUUCAACAACGUUGUCGCAGAUUUCGGACGGAUCGACGGACUGGUCACGGCUGCUGGGAUCUGCCCGGACGAGCCAUUCCUUGAGCGCUCACCCGAGUCCGUGGCACGCUGUUUUGCUGUCAACACCUUAGGCACGUACUACGCGGCACAGCUAGCCGCACGGCAGAUGGUGAAGCAAGAGCCGACGGAAUUCAACAAGAAAGGUGGUUCUAUCGUAUUCAUCGCCUCCAUCGCCGCCUACGUGGCGAGCAAGGGCCAGACUACGAGCGACUACUGCUCGAGCAAGGGAGCCGUGGUCUCACUCGCGAAAGCGUUAGGUGUCGAGCUUGCAGGAACUGGGAUCCGGGUCAACAGUGUUUCUCCUGGGUACAUGAUGACAGACAUGACGCAGGAUCUCUGCAAGCGCAUGCCCUGGUUAGGCGACAUUAUGCAGAAUGAGCCACCGAUGCGUCGCAUGGGUGACCGCGCGGACCUAAAAACACCGAUUGUGUAUUUGUUGUCUGACGCAAGCGCGUACCACACGUCGGAUGACCUACUAAUAACUGGUGGUAUUCAUGCUGGAAGACUGUUAUAAGUGAUCAAGAAUUGCAUGAAGUGGGUCGCUGGUAUCAUUUUCAUUCAUUG
Molecule: messenger RNA, 1395 nt
Organism: Verruconis gallopava
Lineage: Eukaryota; Fungi; Ascomycota; Dothideomycetes; Venturiales; Sympoventuriaceae
Exons: 3
Coding region: 404-1345 (313 amino acids)
Cellular component (GO): intracellular anatomical structure
Molecular function (GO): oxidoreductase activity, acting on NAD(P)H, oxygen as acceptor
Source: RefSeq, a predicted model, not a curated record